AUGGCUGAAGCAUGUCAGGUAGCCCGAAAACAAGAUUUGCCUCCUCCGGGAGGCUACAAACCCAUACCAUACAAAAGACUACCUGCAAAGCAACUUUUCAGCGGUUAUACAAUGUUUGCUGGGUUCCUGGGUAUAACUGCAGUUAGUUCAUACCUGUAUUAUUUAACUAGCAAAAAGAUUACCAAGCAGGAGAUUGAGAUGAGAUCAGCCAAAAUGGCAAUAUAUCCGAUGUUAUUGGCGGAGAGGGACCGAGAGUUCUUGAAACAGCUCCGCAAGAACCGUGAUGCUGAAGCCGAACUCAUGCGCGACGUUCCUGGUUGGGAGGUCGGUACCUACUAUGGUGAGCGUGUUUACAAAAAUCUACCUCCGGACACCUUAGUACAGCCCAUUUUCCAUGAGUACUACGCACAUUGCAACCCAACUGACUGGUUCCAACGAGCCUACAUCAAGUUGCGCUCUUAA
This is a messenger RNA of Danaus chrysippus (African queen), 462 nucleotides long. Lineage: Eukaryota; Metazoa; Arthropoda; Insecta; Lepidoptera; Nymphalidae. The record is from the annotation of a GenBank genome assembly.